This is a messenger RNA of Nymphaea colorata (pocket water lily), 1533 nucleotides long. RefSeq names its product cytochrome P450 86B1-like. NCBI's taxonomy places the organism in Eukaryota, Viridiplantae, Streptophyta, Magnoliopsida, Nymphaeales, Nymphaeaceae. Bases 1 to 1533 code for a protein of 510 amino acids. The transcript has a single exon. Gene Ontology annotation, molecular function: monooxygenase activity; iron ion binding; oxidoreductase activity, acting on paired donors, with incorporation or reduction of molecular oxygen. The record is from RefSeq and is a predicted model, not a curated record.
AUGGAGUCGAUAAUGUUCCCAUCGUCUUGGUGCUUUGGAGGGAUAAUUGGCAGCUUAAGAUGGCCGGAGUUAUGUCUCUCCCUCCUCACCUUCUACCUCAUUCACCACUUCGUCACGCACAGAAACCAGCCACUGAGGAGCUGGCCACUUCUCGGCGAGCUCCCCUCUGCACUUGCCAACAUCCACAGACUCUUUGAUUGGGGCAUAGAAUUGUUCUCCAAGCACGGUGGCACCAUAGAAUUCCACGGCCCCAUCCUCAGCAACAUGCACGUCGUGGCCACCUGCGACCCCAGGAACAUAGAGCACAUGCUCAAGUCCAGCUUCCACAACUUCCCCAAGGGCGACGAGUUCCGGGACAUCUUCUUCGACCUCAUGGGCGACGGCAUCUUGAACGCCGACCUCGAGCCGUGGAAGCAGCAGAGGAAGAUGGCCAACUCGCUGGUGCACUCCAAGGCCUUCCGGGGGUUCGUGGCCAGCAACACCCAGCACAUGGUCAGGCACAAGCUCCUGCCCGUGCUCCACCGCUUGACUCGCGCCGGCUCGGCCUUCGACAUCCAGGACGUGCUGCUUAGAUACACCUUCGAUAACACAUGCACCGCCAUCUUCGGGGAGUGCAUGAAUGCGCUCUCCAUAGAGCUCGACUCGGUGCCCUUCACCAAAGCAAUGGAUGAUAUCAUGGAGGCGAUAGCAUACCGCUAUGUGCUGCCAAGAAGAUGGUGGAAGGUCCUGCGUUUGCUGAAACUCGGCAAGGAACGGCAGAUGGCCGAGGGAUUGACUGCAGUCAAUGACUUUGUCGCUCGACAACUGGAGAAGAGGAAGAAGGCGAAGGGUUCCUCGGCUGGCGUCGACCUGCUAUCGACUUAUGCCUCCGUGUCAAGCGAUGAGGUUUUCCUCAGGGACGCUGCUAUUAACUUCCUGGUUGCCGGCCGGGAUGCGUCGGCCGCCACGCUUGUCUGGUUCUUCUGGCUUCUGUCCAAGAACCCAUACGUGAAGAAGAAGAUCUUGGAGGAGCAAAGGAUGAUACUUGCAGAAACUCAGAGAGAUUGCUUCGAAAUAGAGGACUUGAGCAAGAUGGUGUACUUGCAUGCUUCGAUUUGUGAAACACUAAGGCUGUAUCCAACAGUGCCUAUAGGCCAGAAGGGUGUGGUGAAAGAAGAUGUGCUUCCUAGUGGAACUGUGGUGAAACCAGGAACAGUGAUCUUGUACGCCAUUUUUGCAGUGGGGAUGAUGGAUUGGGUGUGGGGAAAAGACUGCCUUGAAUUCAAGCCGGAGAGGUGGUUGGAUGACCAAGCUGGGUUGAGGCAUGAAACUAACGGGUGGAGGUUUCUGGCCUUUAAUGGCGGACCAAGGACUUGCCUUGGCAAGGACAUGGCCUUUGUCCAGAUGAAGUACGCCGCGGCUGAGAUUAUGUUGAACUUUGAGAUUGAUGUGGUAGAAGGUCACCAGGUUUCCCCCAAGCCCUCGGUCAUUAUGACCAUGAAGAAUGGAUUGAUGGUGAAGGCAAAGGCGAAGCCCAAUAGAUGCCUGGUUUGA